Molecule: messenger RNA, 2005 nt
Organism: Nymphaea colorata (pocket water lily)
Lineage: Eukaryota; Viridiplantae; Streptophyta; Magnoliopsida; Nymphaeales; Nymphaeaceae
Product: xyloglucan endotransglucosylase protein 6-like
Exons: 4
Coding region: 31-909 (292 amino acids)
Biological process (GO): xyloglucan metabolic process; cell wall biogenesis
Cellular component (GO): cell wall; apoplast
Molecular function (GO): hydrolase activity, hydrolyzing O-glycosyl compounds; xyloglucan:xyloglucosyl transferase activity
Source: RefSeq, a predicted model, not a curated record
CUGAAGGCUUCGUCGGCAGGGCUGCCGUGCAUGGCUGCCGUUCUGCAGCGGGUGCUGAUGCUGGUGCUGUGUCUCGAACUGGCGGUGGGGUCCCUCAGGUUUGAGGAUCGUUUCCAGCCGAACUGGGCGCCUGAUCACGUAAUGUACGACGGCGACCUGAUCGAGCUCCGCCUCGACAAUUCCUCCGGUUGUGGGUUUGCCUCCAAAAGCAAAUACCUGUUUGGCAGCGUCAGCGUGCAGAUAAAACUCGUAGAGGGCGACUCUGCUGGAACGGUGACCGCGUUCUAUAUGUCAUCGGUCGGCGAAGGUCACGACGAACUCGAUUUUGAAUUUCUCGGCAACGUCUCCGGCGAACCGUACAUAGUUCAGACAAACAUCUACGUCAAUGGCACCGGAAACAGGGAGCAGCGCCACUACCUGUGGUUCGACCCAACUAAGGACUUCCAUUCCUACUCAAUCCUGUGGAACAGACACCAAAUUCUGUUCAUGGCGGAUAAUGUUCCAAUCCGGGCGUUUAGAAAGCAGCAAGACACAAUGCUGCAACUCCCUUUCCCAGACAGCAAGCCAAUGUGGGUGUAUGGAUCAGUUUGGAACGCCGAUGACUGGGCAACGCAAGGAGGGAGGGUGAAGACCAACUGGAGUGAUGCUCCUUUUGUUUCCCAGUUCCGCGGCUUCGAGAUCGAUGCCUGUGAGGUCGGGGGAAUGCCUGCUGAUCAGAGAAGUGAUGAUGGUGCCACGGAAAGAGGCAGAUGCGCAGAUGCUGAGACCGGGUUCUGGUGGGAUACGCCGGCCAAGGCAACCCUUAGCCCACACCAGGUGCGCCAGCUAAAGUGGGUAAGCAGAAGGUACAAGAUCUAUGACUACUGCAGAGAUGCUGCUCGCUUUGUUGUUAAACCAGUUGAAUGUUAAGCUCCAUAUUGGAUCCUUUCCAAUGAAAUCGUGAUUGGAGGGGACUCCCACCCUUUAUUAGAAAAGGGUAAGAGUAUGAACAGAAAUAAUACAAAAGCACUAAAAAAGAAAAGAGAUGCGCAGCAUCAAAACCAAUGAAGAAACAGGUAAUCCAAACACAGAGAGCAACCAGACAAUAGAAUCCAGGGCACCAAUAACAACCUCAAGCAAUCACACCUACAGAGGAUCAACCAAAUUCAGAUCUACAAUCUGUUUCUGUAUUGCAGCAAUCGUUGGCCAACAAGUGCUGAGAGCAGAUUAUUGUUCAGCUCUAUCGACGAAGCCCUCUCCUCCAAAAAAUUUCUACUCCACAGGCCAUGACCUCUUACCACUCAACGUCCAAUUCAACCUCUUUUUCCAGACUGCAUUAUUAGCAUUGAUAGACAGAAAUCCACCCUCCCCACCUGUUGCAUUCAAUCCACACUCUAGCAUUGAAAUUCUGACGAAUCCUUUAUUUCACAACCACAUCAGAGCCAGUGCAAAGCUGAAAAUUGUUACCAACUGGCCAUGUCUUGAGAGAUUCGAUUCUCACACUGAAAUUAAGUCCUAACCAAUAACGGAUCAAGUCCAAGGAAAAAAGAGUUGAACCCCACUUUUAAGAGAGAGACACAAUGGAUGCUCAUAACAGAAGAUACAUUGGAAAAUGAGUUAAGACCCAACGCAUUUUAAGACUGAACUUUCCAAUCCCUUUUCCCCUCUAUGAUCUAUCAAUUUUAGCAACUUUAGAACGGAGAAAAGCAUUAGAAAAAGUUAGAAAAAAAAAUGAAGAACGAAGAAAAGAGAAAAGCUGGAAAACCCAGUAUCAAAAUGAGAAGUUUAAUCCACAUCAACAAAACGUGGUGAACGAAUUUGAGAAAUGAAGAAAGAAAAAAGACUCGUAUAAACUUGGGAGUCCACAAAACGUCAAUGAUGCAUUCUUACUCUUAAUCCCCUUAUAUCUCAAUAGUGCGUCAAGUUAGGGAUACAUAUCGUAGCUCAUUUUGAAUCGUAAUACACAGUCCCCAGAAUUUGAGCACAAGCGUUAGCUCGAGUACAGCACAUAUCGAACUCUAUAUAA